UUAUAGGGAGGGAAGGAUAUUGGAACAGUCUCAAAGAAGCGGUGAUUUCCUCAAACUUUAGUCUUCCGAACUUCAAUUCAACAAUGGUCAGAGAGAGGGAGAAAGUUAAGAUUCACGUACCAAGACUGGGCCCCUCCAUUUAAAUCAGUGGGAGAGGGGGGUUGAUGGAGCAAAUCUUCCACAGCGCCGACAAACACAAAAGCUCCGUGCAAACGCGGCAGUCCUCAGCACACAUGAAAUGAAACGCAAACUGGCACAAAAGGGGAAGGGAUCUCCCUGCAAGUCUGCACUUCAGCUCGGAACCCUGCCUGAUUUCGACCCCGGUGGGCGCCUUCUAUACGCGCUCAACUUUCCGCAUCUUCGCUAUGACCAUUGCCCUGAGACAGCAGGCGCCUCUCUUCACUUUUUCGAGUAAGUGAGAGCACAGUUUCCUGUGCUUCCACCAGCCGGCAAUGACGUGGCCGAGUAUUAACAUGCAGAUCGGUUUUCUGGGGCUGGGAACAGGGGAAUGCUACGUGUCUGGGUGACUUAAAAAGCCAUCGUAGCUCCCCUCCCUGCCCAGCCAAUUCCAUCAGGGCAGCCAGAGAAAGACAAGAUCCCGUUUAAGGCCCUUCUGACUCCGCGGACACAUCUGAACAUGUCAGAGAUUUGGAAAACGCGCACGGACAUUCAGAAGUCCACCAAUGUCGUAUAUCAGUCCCAUCAUGUGAGUCGAAACAAGAGAGGCCAGGUCAUUGGCACUCGUAGAGGAUUCCGUGGUUGCACUGUCUGGCUAACAGGUCUGUCGGGAGCUGGAAAGACCACCAUUGGGUUUGCACUGGAAGAAUACUUGGUUACCCAUGGCAUUCCUUGUUACUCUCUGGAUGGAGAUAACAUUAGGCAAGGACUAAACAAAAACCUUAGUUUUACUUCCGAGGACCGUGAGGAGAAUAUCCGGCGUAUCGCUGAGGUGGCCAAACUGUUUGCAGAUGCUGGUCUUGUCUGUAUCACUAGUUUCAUCUCUCCAUUUACCAAGGAUCGUGAAAAUGCAAGAAAGAUUCAUGAGAGCUCCAACCUUCCAUUUUUUGAAAUCUUUGUUGAUGCUCCUUUAGCCAUUUGUGAAAGUCGUGAUGUGAAAGGUCUUUACAAGAGGGCCAGAGCUGGAGAGAUAAAAGGAUUUACUGGAAUUGAUUCAGAGUAUGAGAAGCCUGAAAGUUCUGAGUUGGUGCUGAAAACAAACCUCACAUCUGUGAAUGAAUGCAUCCAACAGCUGGUGGAGCUCUUGGAAGAGAGGGGCAUUGUUCCUCCUGCCGCAAAUGAAGAAGUGAAGGAACUCUUUGUUUUGGAAAACAAGCUGGACUUGGCUCGCCAAGCAGCCCAGGUUCUGCCUGCACUACAGAUAACACAGCUGGAUCUGCAGUGGGUGCAAGUUUUAUCUGAAGGUUGGGGAACCCCCCUCUCAGGCUUCAUGAGGGAAAAGGAAUACCUGCAAGUUCUGCACUUUGGGAUGCUGCUGGAUGGUGGAAUCAUCAACCUGACUAUUCCAAUUGUCCUGCCCGUUAGCACGGAGGACAAGGAUCGCCUAGUUGGCAGUUCAGCCUUUGCCCUUGUCUAUGCAGGCCGCAGAGUGGCCAUACUUCAAAAGCCGGAGUUUUAUCUGCAUAGGAAAGAAGAGCGUUGUGCCCGGCAGUGGGGAACAACCUGCGAGAAACAUCCUUACAUUAAAAUGGUGAUGGAAAGUGGAGAAUGGCUGGUUGGAGGAGACCUCCAGGCACUGGAAAGAAUUCAGUGGAAUGAUGGUUUGGAUCAUUAUCGCCUAACUCCGCUGGAACUCAGGCAGAAGUUUAAGGAUAUGAACGCUGAUGCUGUCUUUGCAUUCCAGCUCCGCAACCCUGUUCACAACGGCCACGCUCUAUUGAUGCAGGACACCAAACGCCGACUUCUGGAAAAGGGCUACAAGAGCCCCGUCCUGCUCCUGCACCCGCUGGGUGGCUGGACUAAAGACGAUGAUGUCCCGCUGGGCUGGCGCAUGAAGCAACACGCAGCAGUGCUGGAGGAAGGGGUGUUGGACCCGCAGUCGACCAUUGUAGCCAUCUUCCCAUCACCAAUGAUGUAUGCCGGGCCAACAGAGGUUCAGUGGCAUUGCAGGUCCCGAAUGAUUGCUGGGGCCAACUUCUACAUCGUGGGCCGCGAUCCCGCUGGCAUGCCCCAUCCCAUUACCAAGAAGGACCUGUAUGAACCAACCCAUGGAGGGAAGGUACUGAGCAUGGCACCCGGUCUAACCUCUGUGGAGAUCAUACCGUUCAGAGUCGCUGCGUACGAUAAAGAUAAGAAACGCAUGGACUUCUAUGACCCAGAGAGAUCGCACAGUUUUGAUUUCAUCUCAGGCACCCGUAUGAGACAGCUUGCCCGCGAAAAUAAAAAUCCGCCUGAUGGCUUUAUGGCUCCUAAGGCUUGGAGGGUGCUGACUGAAUACUACUCCUCCCUGGAAAAGAACAAUUAAUGUUUUAUUCUGAACAAACACAAAAGGCAUUUCAUGGAAUGCCACGCAACAGCUAGCUGCUUCCUUACUUGCUGUGUUCUUUCUAGUCUCGUAAUUCAUGCAAUGUUUAAAAUUUUUAUUCGAUUUGAUUUACACACAUUAACAGUCGAUUUUCAAGUGGCUGAAUGAAGACCUAGCUGGAAAAAUAGGUUCUUUUCAUUCUGAUUUUAAAGUGCUUAUUUAUUCUUUCCUUUAAUGUGUUUAAAUAACUAAAAAAAAUUGGUCUUUUGCUGUAGCCAUUUAUUUCAUUUUACAUGUCAAGUGUAACUGGAAACAUUUUUGGACUUUUUAUACAGAGUUCAUUUUCAAAGUGCUGAUGGUAACACUGUUUUCAAAGUGUUUCCAGUUGGUGGUUUUGCAAAGAAACUAAUUACCCUCAAGACAGGAUAUGUUUAGUGAAAUCUUGUUUUUAGGAGUCAGAUAUGUCACAAAGUCCUUUGUAAUCUUGUAUAGAACCUACGGCAGGUAUAAAUUAUUUUGCCCUCACUUGACAUCACUUACAGAAUUCCUCACUAUUUUCAUCUUUGCCACCUGAAUUAGAUGCUGCAAUGUUUUGAAGUAAUUUUAAACAGAUGUCUUUUCUACCAGCAGCUCAAUAUUUGAUGAUCUGCAAAUUAUACAUCAGCGUUCUGGUUAUGGGAAAAGAAAAUUUGUUCUGGUCAUCACCUUUUACAAUAGUGUUCAUACUGUGCUCUUGUAAAGAACUGUCUCCUAAUAACCUCAACCUCAUUCUCAUUAAAUAUUGACUUUGGAACUGAGAUGAUGAAAGAACAAGGCCACGUUUCAAAACCCUCCUGACAGUGUUUGGAACCUGAAAAAGACAGCUGUAGAAGUUCUAAUAGAUCUUAGACCAUAAGACAUAGGAACAGAAUUAAUCCAUUCAGUCCAUCGAAUCUGGUCCACCUGUCAAUCGCAGAUGAUUUAUUUUCCCUUUCAACCCCAUUCUGCUGCCUUCUACCUGUAAAUCUUGAUACACUUACUAAUCAAAAACCUAUCAAGCUCCAUUUUAAAUAUACCCAAUGACUUCACCUCCACAGCUGCCUAUAGUAAUGAAUUCCACAGACCUCUAAGGAAAUUCUUCCUCAUCUCUGUUCUUAAGGGAUGUCUUUCAAUUCUUAGGCUCUGGUCCUAGACAUUCCCCACUAUAGGAAACAUCCUCACCAUGUUCUCUCUGUCCCAGCUUUUGAAUAUUCAAUAUUUCAAUGAGAUUCCUCACUCAUUCUUCUAAAUUCCAGCAAGUACAGGACCAGAGCCAUCAAACACUCAUCCUGUGUUAACCCUUUCAAUUCUGAUGCCAGCACAUCCUUCCUUAGAUACAAAGCCCAAAGCUGCACACGAUAUUCCAAAUAUGGUCUAACCAAUGCCUUAUAAAACCUCAGGAUUGCAUCCUUGCUUUUAUAUUCUAGUUCUCUCAAAAUGGAUGCUAACAUUGCAUUUGCCUUUCUACUGACUUAUCCUGCAAGUUAAUCUUUAGGGACUUCUACACGAGGACUCCCAAUUCCUUUUGCACCUGAACAACUCCCUGCAUGACCAUACACUUCCCUACACUGUGUCCCAUCUGCCACUUUGCAUAUUCCUGAUAUGUUCCGAAUCCUUCUGCAGACGCCUUGCUUCCUUAACACCACCUGCCCUUCCACCUAUCUUUGUAUCAUCCACAAACAUGGCCACAAAGCUAUUAAUUUCAUCAUCAAGAUCAUUAACACAGAACAUGAAAAAUAGUGGACCAAACAAUGCCCCUGCGGAACACCAGCAGCCAACCAGAAAAGCCCCCUUUAUUCCCACUGUUUGCCUUCAGGCAAUCAAAUGUUGAUUAUAUUGUAUUGUUUUUGAUACUCAGACAUAUUCAAAAGCUAUUAACAUUUAUCCUAAUAAUUAGGAAAUGUGAAAGUUAGUCUUUUUUGUUAAAUGGUUCACUAAAAUAGCAUAAAAUUAUAGAGAAUUUAAUACAUUAGUAUCAUACAAAGUAAUAUUUUCUUUGUCCUUCUAAAUCUGUAUCCUACUGAAGAGUAACAAAUCCUGUCAGUUUUGAGCUGGAGCAGAAGCCCAGAAGCAAUUUUGCCAUUAUUCUGACUUCAGCGUCUCAUAGCAAUUACACACACACACACAUCUGGGACUUUAAUUUAAACAACUGAAUGCCAGCAGCUUUAAGCAGAGCAACUGGCAAAAAGUAGGCACAUAGUCCAAGAGAGUUCUAAUUUUAAUUCACAAGUGACUAAUGCAUUUACUUCACAGCCAUGAAGUUUCCUGCUUUAUAGAACUGUCACAUUAAACAAAGACACUGCCUUGUGAUUCUGAGGUAAGCAGGGAUGUUAUUUUUGCCCUCCAGUUUACCUCAAUACAUUGCAUUUGUAUUCACUUUUGGAAUAGAGUCACACCAUGCCAAAUGAAACCUUCUAAGCAUGAGUUUAUGUAUUUAGUCUUUCAUUUUUUUUUAUUAGUCUUUCACUAGGACCAGCUCGUUGUUGAAUCCCUGUCACACUAGGUUCGCAGUUCAGGUAGCCAAAGCUACUCACCAUUCCUCCUCACUCUCCUCAAAUAUGUGAGAGUUAUUCCUCCUCACUCUCCUCAAAUGUGCCGGAGUUAUUAUUGGACAACUAAUUAUCGAGCGACAGUGAAACAUCCCACUUUGGGAAAGGAAAGCUCGAUGCAGUAAAUCGUUCUCCUUUGACGUCUCUUGUGGCUGGAUUGCAGGCAAUUUAGACAUUGGAUUUGUGCAGGUCCACAAUGAAAAUGUCCCUUUUCGACAAGUGAGAGCGUGACACGUAGAAGGAAGGGAGCAACUGGAUGAGAAAUCAAGAAAGAAGAUGAGAAGGGAAGGAUAGGCUGAAUUUCAUGUAUUUGCCAGCACCACACUUUUCAAUUUUCUGUCAUAAUGAUUAAUGGCUACAGCAAAAUGCAAAAUUUAAAAUCUAGCAGAAUGUAUACUUAACUUCUAGAGAACACUGCUUAAGCUUUAAUCAACUGAAUUCAUUAGUGCCUUUCUCACAAAUGACCAGAAAUGUAUAUUUAUUUUCAGAAAUGAGCUGGCUUUUACACUGUGCCUUAGCCAAUACCUGCCUUCAAUGCAAUUUCUGUAUAUCAUAUUGCUAAAGCUUCAUAUUAAUAUAAUCUUGUGUCGUUCAUAUGAAUAAAUAUUCAAUAA
Messenger RNA from Mobula hypostoma (lesser devil ray), 5663 nucleotides. RefSeq names its product 3'-phosphoadenosine 5'-phosphosulfate synthase 2b (gene papss2b). Gene Ontology annotation, biological process: sulfate assimilation; 3'-phosphoadenosine 5'-phosphosulfate biosynthetic process. The transcript is spliced from 12 exons. The record is from RefSeq and is a predicted model, not a curated record. Gene Ontology annotation, molecular function: sulfate adenylyltransferase (ATP) activity; ATP binding; adenylylsulfate kinase activity. NCBI's taxonomy places the organism in Eukaryota, Metazoa, Chordata, Chondrichthyes, Myliobatiformes, Myliobatidae. The coding region runs from base 638 to 2482 and encodes 614 amino acids.